UGUACCCAUUGUGGGUGUAACAGGUGAUCACAAUCAAGCAUAUCUGCGAGUAUAGCUGCGUUGGUGGAGUUUACAGAAAAAAUAAAGCCUUAUUUUUGUAUAUCCACGUUUCUACCGGUAACUGUGACAGCCCUACAGCUAUUUAACUUGUUUACAGAUCGAUUUGCGCCCACAUCUUCAAGGAUAAAAUGGAGAAGCACUCAACCGGUGGAGGAGACAAGACCGAGCCGGCUUCGCCUUUGAGGAAAACUAGUCAUCAAGACACCUGCGCAGCUAACUCCCACAGCUCCCGGGAGGACACCUGUGCUACUACUGAUGUCGCCAGGGCCAGGUGGACUCUGCUGAGACAGGUGUUGCGUCAGAAGCAGAUGGAUGCUCCAGAGGUCAAACAGGUGUCUGUUCGCAGGUUCGCAACGUUUGACCUUUUCAGCAGGAAAAGGCAUCUGACACAAGACCCCAGUGAUACCUCUGAUGACCAGUGGGUGGAGUACAGAAGUGUCUACUUUCCUGAGUACAGUGCCUUUCUCAGGGAUGACCUGGGGCCUAUCAGAGUUAAUGAAGUGCUCAACAGUUUCGACAACACCGGUAAUGUCUGUGUGUGGCCGUCUGAAGAGGUGAUGGCUCAUUACUGCCUGCAGAAACGCCACAUGUUCAAGGGUGCAGUGUGUGAGUUAGGAGGAGGUAUGACUUGUCUUGCUGGGCUCAUGGUUGCCAUUUGUGCUGACGUGAAGGAAGUUCUGCUAUCAGAUGGGAACGAGAAGUCCAUUCAGAAUGUACGAAAGCUGGCCGAGAGAAACAGGCAAGCUGGAAAGUUUGGGUCGACGCAGGUAUCUGCCAGGGUGGUGAGGUGGGACUGCGAGUCAGACAUUUCGGCGCUCGAGGGUCACUUUGACAUUGUCGUGUGUGCAGACUGUUUGUUCCUCGACCAGUACAGAGCCAGCCUGGUUGAUGCUAUAAGGAGAUUACUGCAACCCAACGGCACGGCGUUGGUGUUUGCUCCACAGCGAGGUGAAACUCUGAGACUGUUUUGUCAACUGGCCCAGCAGGCCGGACUCUGCGCCGCUCAACACCAGCAGUACGAUGCUCAGGUCUGGGAUGUUCACUUAAAGAUGCUGACAGAAGGAAAAGACGCAUACGAUGAGAACAUCCACUACCCUCUCCUCAUCACCUUGACCAAAGGACCUCAACCUGUCAGCCACAUUCACUAAACCAAAACAAAUGAGCCCUCCGCUCCACACAGUACCACUCCACAUGCUUCUGGAUAUGUGAGACGGAACGAUGCUACAGAGUCGUGUCAACAAUGUGAACCACAAGCGAUCACAAGUGAGGAGGAAGAAUUGCACUGAAAGAGCAGUAUUAGAAAACAGUAGGGUGCAUUUGUCUCAGUGUCAAGUGCUUAGUCGCAGAAAGCAAAUCAAGCUGUGGUCAUAUCUGAGAUAUUUUUCAUACUAAUACUGGCCACUGAGAGGAUUUAUUAUCAGAUGAUGCAUGGCUUUGGACAAUAUUUGAGCGUGCAUGUUUUGUAGUGGAGUGUUGAAGAACGUCUCAUUUCCGAAGCAGUGGGGAUACUUUCGCUGUGGCUGAGGAGUAAGAAAAGGAGAGGCGGAUCUACUCCACCCUAGUAUGUUUCAACCAUCUGCCAUAUGCCAAAUAACUAAUGUCAACCUCCACGAUAUCACCCGGCCCUUUAAUCAGUUGGCCUGUCACUCUGUUGACCAAUCACUGCUCGGAUCAGCUAAUCACUCAUCCCUUAAGUUAAUCAGCCAUCCAGGAAAGUGAGCCACGUUGCCAAACAGUCAUCUGACCAGCCAGACAAGUAACCCAGUCCAUUCAGUUACCUAAUGUGGUGGUUAAUCAGCCAGUAAUCCAUUCAUCAUUCCAGCCAACAAUUCAGCCACAUGUGUAGUCAGUUAACAGGUCAGUCAUUAACGUGGACAUUUCCUCCGUCAGUCCUACUGUAGCUGUCAGCUAUUCAGUCAGUUGGCCCUCUUUAACCAGUCAGUAUUAACCUAUGCCACUGUGUUUCUGGCCCCAGCAUGGAGGCCAGCUCUAAUUCAUUAACCAUCGCAGACUGUGGAGCAGCUCACAGUUUCCUGUAUUUCUCUUUGUUCCCUUCUUCCCCCGCUUUAAUUUCUCCUAAUAUAACUCAUUCAUCCCAGUCAGAGGUCAGUAUUAAGGAUAUUUUGUGCAUUACUUACAACAGUACAUUAACAUAUUAAGGCGCGUUCAGACGAAGGAGCAACUGUUGCUGCCCAGGAGCUACAGCUCGCAUACUCAUUUGGGCAGAGCAACAUAUCAGUAUCAUGAUUCAUGUCAUCUUAGAUUCUGGAUAUCAUAAGUGUUGUCUUUCUGGCUUUAAAGGCUGCAUUGCAGUAAAGUGAUGUAAUUUUCUGAACUUACCAGACUGUUCUAGCUGUUGUAUUAUUUGCCUUUAUCCACUCAGCCAGUAUAUCCACAUUACUGAGGAUUAUUUAUCAAAAAUCUCAGCGUGUAAAUAUUUUGCGAAAGCACCACGAGUCAACACGACAAUAUCGUCGCAAUCUCAAUAGAUGUAUUUUGUAAAACAUGUCGAAAUACUUGAUUUUCUCCAUAUCUCCCAGCCCUAGUACACAGCAACAUCACAUCCUGCUUUACUGCUAAUUUGUUAAAGUUUUAAACCGCCACAGAUCAAAGUCCAUGCCGUCAUGACCCCUCCAGGUUGCACUGACAGCAGUUGAUAUCAAACAUAUUUGGUAACGGAAAUGGGACUCACCAGCUGAAGCCUGACUCGUUCACAAACAUUCAGCAGGUCCUGCGGCAGCUGCUCAGCGCUCCUCGUCUGAACCCGCCUUCAGGAAGUGAGUCUAAAGAGAGACAGAGAGAGAGAACACAUGCACAUCAGUGUGAUGACUCCUACUAAUGGCAUUUAUUGACACGUGACCCCAAUACUGUGCAAUAGAUUUGUUGUUGUUUUUUAAACGUGUGAUACACUGUGUGGAACAGGAUUUAUUUGCAUAUUUUCUUUCCUUUUUUUUUUUUUUUUUUUUAAAUAAUGCAGCCCUCUUGAAAAUCUCUUACCCCCCAUGUCCACUGGGUGCAGACAAUCUACUGCCGAAAUUCAUGAUUGGCAGGUCUAUGAUGAGCUACAUUCACUUUUGAAUGUAUAUAAUGCCUAUGAAUUUAAAACUGCAUUCACUUCUUUACAAAUAUACAGCAAAACUAUAUCACCUGUUUAUGUAAUUUCUCUGAUAAAAAGGGAAGGAAUGUCACAGUUUUCCUCUGCUAAUUUAGACUACAAAACAAAGUAUCUGUGAUCAUAAACGAGCUGCAGACAUGUUUUCAGUAUGCAUGAAAAACACAAAAAGUGUCUGCAAACAAAACACACUUGAAUAGAAACCAGACGCAGCCACAUCCAGUGGACAUACGGGGUUAAAUAGGAUUAAAUAUUGAUCAACUAUGUGCAACCAUAGUUCUUCAAUCUCACCAAGAGCAGAAACCUUCACACAUUUCAGACCAAUUGCUCCUUCAUGUUCUGUUGGCAUUCUUUUCUAUCAGCACAACUAACUGUUUUACUCAGGUCUUUUUCCAUGCAUUUAUCAGUUUCUUGUUUCUUGUGGUAUUAAAAAAAACGCCAAGUGUCAGAGGAUCACCUGAGCCUAAAGUUGUACCUAUCACUAGUAAAGUGUUUCCAUAUUUCACUGUGAUCCAUUGCUGUAUGCAACAGCCAAGAAGCUAUGCAGUAUCUCUCAGUGGCUGCUGUUUACAUUCCUCAUGUUGAAAAAAACAUAAUCCACCUUCAGAAAUGAGCGGUAUUCCCUGUGUGUAACUACUCAGAAAAGUAAAUUAAGCCAGUUUUAUCAGUGGUCUCAAUGCUUUGAGGGCUUAAAUUGCAUUGCAAAAAAUGUUCCCAUUGCAAAGGUUUAGAAGUGUGUUUAAUUACAUUUUUAUCUGUAAUGCAGUUUGCUGUAUACCUUUGAUAUUUGUGGGCUAGUGCAUAAAUACCAUCCCAACUGUGA
Molecule: messenger RNA, 3995 nt
Organism: Epinephelus fuscoguttatus (brown-marbled grouper)
Lineage: Eukaryota; Metazoa; Chordata; Actinopteri; Perciformes; Serranidae
Gene: camkmt
Product: calmodulin-lysine N-methyltransferase
Exons: 11
Coding region: 189-1208 (339 amino acids)
Cellular component (GO): cytoplasm
Molecular function (GO): calmodulin-lysine N-methyltransferase activity
Source: RefSeq, a predicted model, not a curated record